GUCUGCUUCCCUCUUCGCGCGCACAGCCUUCAAAGCAUGUCCUUCCCUCCCAGCUCCCUCUUUCACAGUCCCACUCUUCUCUAGAAAUCCGCGCAACUGGUUGAGUUGUUUCUUACCCUGCUGCGCCAAAUCUGAAAACGCGGUGUUCGACGAUGGCGAUCGGUUCCGUCCACUGGGGGCGCUUCCGGAUGGCCUCCUUUCGAGCGCCCGCAAUGGCUGAGGAGACGUCACUCGCAGGGGAACACUAGGCGUGGGUUUCGGAUUCGAGUUGAUGUGAUGCUCCACGCUGGAUGGUGGCGGUGACAUGGGCGGUAACGGUGCGGCUGCGGCCGCGCGUUUGGUUUCCUACGACCGCAUCGUCAAGUUCCCAUCGCAAGCACGGAAAGACAAUGUGUUAGCACGACAAACCUCUACUUCAACGAAUUUCUUCAGAGUCCUUCAAGUCCUCCUUGAUUCGCUUACGCGUUCGCUCUUGGGUUUCCUGAGCCGUGGUUAAUGGGCUUAUGACAUCGACGGAUAGUGAGGCGAGGAAUGCCUGUCGCGUUUGAGACUCUUGGAGCACGUUCAGCUCGCGAAUGAAACGCGUCGACGGCCUUGAUCUUCUUGUGCAGUUUGAUCAACGAGUCCACACUUGGCCGUAAAGUUAAAGCAAAGAGAUGCGCCGCUGGAGAAGGCACGCACUAAACCUCUUCGAUCCGCUUUCUAAUGGAAGCAGAUGAGUCAGAAGCACACAUUAAAGGGCAUUACACGAGAGACCUUUCCUGGAAAAAGGCAAUGAUUGAGUCGUUGAGAAUGCGCAGGUGUACAUCGAAAGUCGGAAUCGGCCCGGACGAGAGUGGAUUGGAUGAGAAGUCACCCGACGGCCUCGCUGAGCUGGGCUGUUCCAUGGUGGAACUUGAGGACGAAACUUGCUUGCAAUGUGAGGCGCAGGAAGAGUGUGGCGGGCAGCGCCGAACACGAUCUCGUUUGCUUGGUUGUGUUGUGCUGUCACUUCAUUGCCGUAUUCAUGUCUCUGCUCUAUACUGCCAUGCACUCUAGGUUUCGCCUCUCGCAAGUGAACUGCCAUGGAUUACCUCUCCUCUACGGGCGACUUUUGCUCGUCUUCUCAGAGCUCUCGCUCCGUGUCUAUCUUUCCGCAGCAUUGUAUUGUUCCUGAUCCAGGACCGCCGUCGCUGAGCUAAAGCGAGAUCUUGCUUUCCACGAGCUCUACAAUAUUAAAACUCCCUGCCGCAUCCGAGACUGGACUGGAAACUGCACGCUAUGCUGACAGCUUGCGCUGACUGUUUGAAAGAUCAAUGUAUUGGUAAGGUCUUUCCGCAACUCGAAAAAUUCGAAUCACAAUCCAGUGCGCGUUCGCAGCUCAGGCAUAUUCUCAAGCAUCGCCACCUGAAGGAGAUAAUUCCAGGGAAGCUGGAAAGGAUCAGAUACAUCAUCUGCCAGUGAUGCUUUAGAAAUACGGUAGAAUCGACGGUGACAUAGUGUCGCUUCAGAUGGAAUGCGCAAAUCUCCGAGCUUCUUGACUCAAACUAACAGCACCACACCAUGCGUGGGCAGGCACAUACAAUAAUUCAUUCAUAUGCACAUGCAGCUGAAAGUUGAAACCCUCAUCAAUUCGAGAUCGGCACACCCAUCAUCUGUUAUCUUCUCCCGCUGUUCCCACAUGGAUUUCACUCCGCGACAGGAACCGAGAACCGAUUUCAAUUUGAGUCACAGGCGAUGUUUAUAACCAUCGUCAAACACAUUCCAAACUUACCACUUGGUUUCCGUCCACCAUGAACCUUUGGACGGCAGGCCAAAAUCCGCUUGUGGCCUACGCCUCCGUCGAACCGUUCAUUAAUGUCUUCUCAAAUAAGAGCCGCGAAGUGUGGCAAGACACGCUCGUCAUUCCCUCAUUAUUUGCAGCAAUCUCUGCUGUCAUAUUCCUCACCCACCUCUUCCUUGCUUCGGCAUGGGGACGUAAACUACGCUCGUUUUUCGCAAAGCCUUCGGCCGAUGAGAGCUCCACGCAGCCGGCUCCUCCAGUCUUCGCUGUAGGAUGGUCUACAGAAGUAAAAGAACACAUCGCGCAUCAGGGAGGAGCAGUCAUUUUCACUUUCCGCCUCGUCCGAUUGGUUUCGUCUUUGGCGCUACUUGGCUUGUCGAUUGCAACUUUGGCGCUACCUGGAGGUUCUGGGGCGGGGGGCUCAUUUGGCAAGUGGUCGAAAAAACAUGCGCGCAAACCGCACGGGAAGCUCUCCAGCUUGGAGUGGCUCCAAAUUGGAAUCUCCCUCACGUUCUUCUACACCAGCAUUCUUUCCCUGGUGACGGUAGCAGCGCGAAGGCGGUGGAGUCAAGUUGCUCUCAAACACCUCAACACGGUGUUCGUCGCCACUCUCAUCACCUAUCUCUAUCGAAAUGUCUUCCCCCUCAUCACCUAUACACGUGAACCCCUUGACGCCGCCGAGGGUGUGCUCUUCCACAUCAAAUUCGCGCUGUUGCUCGUUGCCUCCGUCAUUGUUCCUCUCUUCGUUCCGCGCCAAUAUGUUCCUGAGGACCCCGAGCACCCCAUGCCGGAGGUAAAUCCUGAACAAACUGCCUCCCUCUUCUCGAUGGCAUUCUACUUUUUCCUGGACCCCAUCGUCUGGAAAGGCUACAAAAUGCCUCAUCUGAGCGCUGACCAACUUCCCCCACUGUGCGACUCCGAUGCCAGCUUGAACAUGAAAAAGAAGAACUUCAAAUAUCUCCUGGGCAAACGUCAUCUCUUCUUUGGUCUUGUGUGGACAUUCAGAUACGAGUACAUGAGCAUGGCGGCUUGCAUCGUCUUAUUGACUUGCUUCAACUUUGCCUCUCCGAUUGGAAUCAACCGACUCCUCGCAUAUCUUGAGAAACCUGAGGAAGAACAAUUCAUAAAGCCCUGGUUCUGGAUUAUCUGGUUGUUCCUCGGCCCAAUGGCAGGAUCGACCGGUUUCCAAUGGUAUAUCUUUUUGGCUACUCGUACCCUUGUCCGCUGUGAAGGUCUCAUCACCCAGCUCGUCUUCGAACAUUCGUUGCGGAUUCGGGUCAAGGCGGAGACUGAGAAGACGGCGUCUACCAGUGGGACUGCCACUCCUGUAGACACCGAACCCGCUGAAGCUGCCGAUCCCGAUGCUUCUAUCAGCGAGGAUGGUACCGCCGCGGAAACGCUUUCACAGGAGGAGACGCUUCAGGCUAGCACUGCGAGCGUCAAAUCGACGUCCAGCAAAGGCAAGGACAAGGCCAAAGCAGGUGAAAAGACCGCUGCCCCCGAGGAGGAGAGCGCGGACAAUUUGGUCGGGAAGAUUACCAACCUGGUCACCACUGAUCUCGGCAACAUCACCGACUCGCGCGACUUCUGUUCUUGUGCCUUUGUUGGCAUGGGUGUGAUGAUAGCACUGUUCCCCGUUCCUGGUUACGUCGCGAACCUCAUCCAAGGCAUGCUGCGUCCCGAAGGUGUUCAGCAGCAGCGACUGAAAAAGACGGACUCCCGUGUUCAAGUCGUCACAGAAACUAUGAACGUCUUGCGCAUGAUCAAAUUGUUCGGCUGGGAAAAGCAGAUGAACGACAGAGUCUCCGAGAAGCGGGCAGAAGAGUUGUCUUGGCUGUGGAAAAAGCAGAUGCUGGAGCUUUUGAACGGAAUUCUCAAGUACGUUCCUUCCUCUUGCCGAUCAUUGUCAUGGUCGCUACCUUCGCCACAUAGUAAGCAUUUUGCGUCUACAUCUGUUUCUGUCUCUGACUACAGAGCAGCGUCAGUGCACUUGAGUGUCGGUGCUUUUAGCCUGUUUGCUGACCGCUUUCUCCAGACGAUCAUCAUGAAGGAAAGCCUGAGCGCAUCCAAAGUCUUCUCUUCUAUGUCCGUCUUCGACAUGCUCCGCAAUCAGCUGUAUUUCAUCUUCUGGGCAUUGAGCCAGACUGUGACUGGGAAAGUCUCUGUCGAGCGAGUGAACGACUUCUUGAAGAAGACAGAGCUUCUCGAUCAGUACACGGAGUCGGACGCCACGGAUCUGCUUGUGCCUGCUGAUGCCGCCAAAGACACUAUUGGUUUCAAAGAUGCCACGUUCGCAUGGACAAGCGAAAAGAUCGACGGAUCGCUGACCCCCUCAAAGCGUCGGUUCAUGCUCAAGAUCGAUGGCGAACUCAACUUCAAGCGCGGCUGUGUCAAUCUCGUCGUCGGCCCCACUGGAUCAGGAAAGACCUCUCUUUUGAUGGCCCUUCUCGGGGAGAUGCACUUCGUCCCAUCUGGCCCUGGCUCCUCGUUCAAUCUCCCGCGUUCCGGAGGUAUCUCGUAUGCUGCGCAGGAGUCCUGGGUGCAGAACGAAACCAUCAAGGAGAACAUUCUCUUCGGAGCCGAGUUUGAUGAAGUCCGGUACAAGAAGGUGAUCUACCAGUGUGCCUUGGAACGUGACCUGGAGCUGUUCCAAGCUGGAGAUGCAACCGAAGUCGGAGAGAAAGGUCUUACUCUUUCCGGUGGUCAGAAAGCCCGUAUCACUCUUGCGCGUGCCAUCUAUGCUAAAGCGGAUAUCGUUCUUCUGGACGACGUUCUCGCUGCCCUGGACGUACACACUGCCAAGUUUAUCGUCGACAAGUGCUUCCGAGGAGAUCUCGUCAAGGGCCGUACGCUCAUCCUCGUCACACACAACGUCGCUCUGGCCAAGCCCAUCGCGGAAUACGUCGUGACGAUGAGCAUCGACGGGCAGGUGCAUAGCCAUGGUCCCAUUGAGCAAGAACUGGCCACCGACGAGAUCCUCGCCGAGGAGCUGAAAAAGGAUGAAGAGGCUGUCGCGAAAGCGGACGAACAAGUUGAUGGGGAGCCAGCUGCCGAAGCCAAGAAACCGGACGGCAAGCUCAUCGUCGCUGAGGAGAUCGAAGAGGGCCAUGUCAGCUGGGAUGCGCUUAAGCUGUACUUCAACGGCAUGGGCGGUAGUCAUCCUCUGCUGUUCUUCGCCGUGUUCUUUGGUGCUCUGGGAUUGACCGAGUUCUCGCAAGCUGUGCAGACGUGGUACCUCGGAUAUUGGGCGGGCCAAUACAGUCUGGUGACGGACCCUUCUCAAGUUGACGUCGUCCACUAUCUUGGAAUCUUCUGCCUCCUGAUGCUUGGUGCUUUGGUCAUCUACUCGCUAUCGUACAUCUUCUAUAUGACCGGUGUCUUCCGCGCCGCCAAGGCCAUCCAUCAACAGCUCGUCGAGAGCGUCCUAGGCACGACGCUGAGGUGGUUGGAUGUGACGCCGACGUCCCGAGUGAUUGCUCGCUGCACGGUGGACAUCCGGUCUGUCGAUGGACCGAUCUCACAGGGAUUGCAUGCUCUUUCGGAGAUGACGGUGUCGAUGAUAGUCAAGUUCGCUGCUGUGAUCUUGUUCACCCCCGUAUUCUUCAUCCCCGGUGUUCUUGUCGGUGCUUUGGGUGGUCUGUGCGGUCAAAUCUAUAUCAAAUCGCAGCUCAGUGUCAAGCGUGAGAUGAGUAACGCCAAGGCACCCGUUUUGGGACACUUCGGCGCUGCUAUCGCUGGACUGACGUCGAUUCGUGCCUACGGGGCGCAGAACUCGUUCAUCGCGACUUCUUUGACGCGCAUCGACAGCUACACGCGCACGGCGCGGACGUUCUACAACUUGAACCGUUGGGUCUGUGUCCGUAUUGACGCUCUUGGAGGACUUUUUGCUGCAUCGCUGGCAUACUACCUUGUGUACAACCGUUCGCACAGUGCCUCCAACAUCGGGUUUAGCUUGAACAUGGUUCGAGUUCUCAACGACUUCGAGAUCCAGGGCAACUCCCUGGAGCGUAUCCGCGGCUACAUCGACAUCGAGCAGGAGCCCAAGCCCAUUCAGUCCGGUGUUCCGCCUGCUGCCUGGCCUUCGAGCGGUAAAUUGAGUGUCGAGAAGCUUUCCGCCAAGUAUUCUGCUGACGGACCGGAUGUUUUGCACGGCAUCUCAUUCAACAUCGAGUCCGGCGAGCGCGUCGGUGUCGUUGGCCGUACGGGAUCCGGAAAGAGCUCGCUCACACUCGCUCUGCUCCGCACCAUCUUCACCGAAGGACACGUCGUCUACGAUGGCAUCCCAACGGACUCGCUCAAUCUCGAUGCACUGCGGUCCAACAUCACCAUCAUCCCCCAGAUCCCCGAGUUGCUCACCGGCACGCUGCGGAAGAACUUGGAUCUGUUCGAGGAGCACGACGAUGCGACGCUGAACAGUGCGCUGCAGGCCGCUGGGCUGUUCGCGCUGCAGAGCGAGAUGGACGAGGGCCGGAUUACACUUGACACGCAGGUCAGCAGUGGGGGUGUCAACCUCUCUGUUGGUCAGCGCCAGAUCUUGGCUUUGGCGCGCGCUAUCGUCCGUGGAAGCAAGCUUCUUAUCCUAGAUGAGGCUACAUCUGCAAUCGACUACAAGACGGACAACGUGAUCCAAUCCUCGCUGCGGAACGAGCUGCCGAAGGACACGACUGUGAUCACCAUCGCCCACCGCCUGCAGACUAUCAUGGACGCGGACAAGAUCCUGGUGCUUGAUGCUGGCAAAAUCGUCGAGUUCGCGAGCCCCAAAGAGCUGCUGGGCAAAACCGGCGGCGUCCUCAAGUCCUUGGUGGACGAGUCGGGCGACAAGAAGACCUUAUAUGAGAUGGCUGGCUUGUAAACGAGUAGCCGUCAAUUUUGCAUAGUUUGAGUGAUUAUAGAUAGUUUGUUGGUAAUGUUUAUAUGGAUCAGUGCGUUCAAGCCGAGCCUGCAGAGCUAGAGAGAGAGAGAGAGGAUCCCUUGAUCUGGUGGUACGCUCGAGCCAGACAGUCCAAGAGACAGGGC
Molecule: messenger RNA, 6778 nt
Organism: Mycena citricolor
Lineage: Eukaryota; Fungi; Basidiomycota; Agaricomycetes; Agaricales; Mycenaceae
Source: the annotation of a GenBank genome assembly